This is a messenger RNA of Triticum aestivum (bread wheat), 817 nucleotides long. RefSeq lists its product as uncharacterized. Gene Ontology annotation, biological process: mRNA splicing, via spliceosome. The transcript has 4 exons. The record is from RefSeq and is a predicted model, not a curated record. The coding region runs from base 293 to 556 and encodes 87 amino acids. Gene Ontology annotation, cellular component: precatalytic spliceosome; U2 snRNP. NCBI's taxonomy places the organism in Eukaryota, Viridiplantae, Streptophyta, Magnoliopsida, Poales, Poaceae.
CGGCUCACUUCUCCUUCUCCAGUGCGGUCCCGAUAAGACGAGCAGAGCCUGGCUAGGGUUUUGAGAUUCCGUCGGCGGAAUCGACCGCUACCUCGUCUCCGCGAGCACCCGCCGCCGCCUUCCCUCGCCCCCGACGUCGUGCGCCCCGGCGACCUUCCCGGAGCUCCGCGGCCUCCCUGCCCCCUCCUCCUCGAGCACCACCGCUCUCGAUCCCCCCUCGCGCCGCCAGCAGAUCUGAUUCAGGGGUUCCCAGCUCUCCAAUCCGGGUUCAGGGUCAUACUCGUCGGCCACCAUGCAGGCUAGCGACAGGUUCAACAUCAAUUCUCAACUUGAGCAUCUUCAAGCCAAGUAUGUCGGAACAGGGCAUGCUGACCUGACCAGAUUUGAAUGGGCUGUAAAUAUCCAAAGAGACAGCUAUGCAUCUUAUGUUGGACACUACCCGAUGUUGGCAUAUUUUUCCAUUGCUGAGAAUGAAUCUAUUGGAAGGGAGCGUUACGAAUUUAUGCAGAAAAUGCUGCUCCCCUGUGGCCUCCCCCCUGAGAGAGACGAAGACUGAGGAGUUGGUACUAUAGUGCUACCUCCACAGCAACAGCAGCUUGUGUUCAGAUGAUGGCUGUUACCAAAGUCUAAAGUCGAAGGCACUUUGUGUGGUUGUGUUUGAACAUCCUGAACAUCUUUAGCACCUUGUACCCUGUUUUUACAUGUAUUGCACUCCAUGGAUCUUUAUCUCUGUUCAUGAUGUCGUAUCUGCCUCCUACCAUCUGUGAAUGAUCGAAUCGAAUCAUAGCAACACAUGUUGAAGUUGGUAUGUUGUUGA